Molecule: messenger RNA, 591 nt
Organism: Humulus lupulus (European hop)
Lineage: Eukaryota; Viridiplantae; Streptophyta; Magnoliopsida; Rosales; Cannabaceae
Exons: 1
Coding region: 1-591 (196 amino acids)
Source: RefSeq, a predicted model, not a curated record
AUGGAGAUGUUAGAUAAAGCUGUGGUGAAUAGAAAAUUAAAAACCAGCCAGCUGUAUUUUCAGUUGGUUAAUAAGGAAAAGGUUCCUUCUGCUUCAGUUAUCUGGUGUAAUUUGUCCUUGCCCAAACAUAAGUUUAUUCUUUGGCAAGCUUCCUUGAGGCAUCUAUUAACCAGGGACAACUUAUUAAGGUGCCAUCUGCAGCUUACUUCUUAUCUAUGUCCAAUCUGUGAAGUUCAACAGGAGUGUCAUGAGCACUUAUUUUUUCAAUAUCAGUUUGCUCAACAGGUGAGGAAUCGUGUUGCUAGUUGGCUGGGCAGUGAGGUUUGGCCUGAGUGUUUUCAUGAAUGGAUUAACUGGAUGGAGGGGAAGCCGAAGGGAAUUCAACAGAAGGUCGUUGCUGGUGGUUUAGCAGCCUCUGUUUAUCUGGUUUGGUGGAACAGAAACCAAUGCUUGUUUAACUCCUUUUCUGUUUCUGUUAGUAAGACUGUAUCUCAGGUACAAGAGUGUGUAAGGGCUAGAGUUUCUAUUUUGUCUCAGGCUAAGCUGAAGAGUAAAAAAAUUGUCUUUCUUAAAAAACUGAAUUUACUGUAA